CCCCUCUAGAUACUACUAGUCAAACAUAGAGUGAACAGGCAGGUGAAACAGUGAUAGUUUUGUUGGCUCGGAGUCUUCCAGGACACAGGUUCAGUCCAAAGCACUUGGUGUGGCAUGCCAAAACAGAAAACAGGAUGCGUUCCCUGGCUCUCAUUUCUGUACUCGUGACAGUCUCUGUCACCUGGGCUUGGCCUCACCACCCUCAUGCCUCCUCAGAGAUGAUCAACCUUAUUAACAAAGCCAACACCACCUGGACGGCCGGGGAGAACUUCCACAACAUUGAUAUCAGCUAUGUGAAGGGACUGUGUGGAACCAUACUGAAUGGACCCAAGCUGCCAGAGGUGGUUCACAGUACGGAAGGCAUAAAGCUGCCAGACAGCUUUGACCCACGCCAGGAGUGGCCCAACUGUCCCACAAUCAAACAGAUCAGAGACCAGGGAUCCUGUGGGUCCUGCUGGGCCUUUGGGGCAGUUGAGGCGAUAUCCGACAGGAUAUGUAUCCACAGCGGUGGUAAGAUCUCUGUGGAGAUCUCUGCUGAAGAUCUGCUCUCCUGCUGUGAUGACUGUGGCAUGGGCUGUUUUGGUGGUUAUCCCGAAGCUGCUUGGGAGUUCUGGGCAAAGAAAGGACUGGUGACAGGAGGCCUGUAUGGAACCAAUGUUGGCUGCCGACCCUACAGCAUUGCUCCCUGUGAGCAUCACGUGAAUGGGACUCGUCCUCCGUGCCAGGGUGAACAGGACACUCCUAAGUGUACGGAGCAGUGCAUUGAUGGAUACUCACCAUCCUAUCAGAAGGACAAACACUUUGGUAGACGCACAUACACUGUCCCGGCCAAACAGGAGCAGAUCAUGACUGAGCUGUAUAAGAACGGGCCUGUGGAGGCAGCCUUCUCUGUAUAUGCAGAUUUUCUGCUGUACAAGACUGGUGUGUACCAGCAUGUGACAGGGGAAAUGCUGGGCGGUCAUGCCAUCAAGAUCCUCGGCUGGGGAGAGGAGAAGGGGACACCCUACUGGCUGGCUGCGAACUCCUGGAACAGUGACUGGGGAGAUAAAGGUUUCUUCAAAAUCAAGCGUGGUAAUGACGAGUGUGGCAUUGAGUCAGAGGUGGUCACAGGAAUCCCACUCAACUAGGUUCAAUGAGUCCCGGCUGCAAACAGUCGUCAAAUCAAGUUAAUCAAGGAAGAUUAAAAUAAAGAUUUUAUUUUGUAAGAGACUUGAGUAUUGCAUUGAGGUUUCAUGCAGCCAACAGGGAAUACACUGCACAACAUGAUGAACAUUAACUUUUGUGCUUACUGUGUUGCUGUUCUAAAUGACUCAUUAUUUGCAUCUCCGUUUUUCCCCCCAAUGAACUAUUCAGUGUUUCAGUGUGUUUUU
Messenger RNA from Epinephelus moara (kelp grouper), 1370 nucleotides. RefSeq names its product cathepsin B-like. Gene Ontology annotation, molecular function: cysteine-type endopeptidase activity. The transcript is spliced from 10 exons. The coding region runs from base 135 to 1127 and encodes 330 amino acids. The record is from RefSeq and is a predicted model, not a curated record. Gene Ontology annotation, biological process: regulation of catalytic activity. NCBI's taxonomy places the organism in Eukaryota, Metazoa, Chordata, Actinopteri, Perciformes, Serranidae. Gene Ontology annotation, cellular component: lysosome.